AUGCCCUUGUUCAAAGUUCAAAGUGAAAGAAACCCACAAAAGUUUUCCAUCUGUGCCAACUCUUUGGCAGAUUUAAAAGAUAAAGGUACUUGUUAAAAGAACUGUUAAGGCCAUGUUUAAUACACAAUGCAGUUUUUCUUGCAACUAAUUUUUACCCUUUUGGUUAGGGUAAGAUUUAGAGUUAGGGUAUUUUUCAGGGUUAAAUUUAGGUUUCUUGUUAGAUUUAAAGGUUGUCUGAUCUAUAGACAAGUAUCGUAUAGCCAUAUAGAACAAGACGAUUGGUGUUGUACCUAUAACCACAGUGUAUUUAAUAUAGCAUGCCUUUAGAACCAAUGAAAGGUAUGGGAUACUGACAUCUUCACUUGUUUUUUGUAUAGGAAGCACUAAACUUGGCAUAAAAAACUCUGAUGAUUUACAAGCCAUGCUAGUAGAUGAUCAGUCCAUUAUUGAUGAUGAAGAUGUAUUUUCUGAUCUUUCUCCAAAUACAUGCUUUUAUUUAAUUGAGAAAAAGACAGAUGAUACUUUGGAGUCUGCUGGCACUUUUGCAACACCUUUGUCAUUUAUACAAUUUGCAAACAACAGGCAAAAAGAUUGACUAUUAGUGAAGGCAAUCUUGGGUUACGGAUGCCACUUGAAUCAGUGAGUCAAUAUUUGUCAUCAUACUAUGCAUUUAAAAUUGUGUUUUAUUAUUUUACAGUAUUGGAUAUUAUUAAUUUAUGCCAAUUGAAAAUUUCACUUGGCCAGAAAUAUGUUGAUAAAACAAAAUUUAAAAACUUAAAUCUAUUAAGUGAUUAUUAGUAUAGUUACAGUAUAGCUUAUAUACAAUUGGUGAAAUUGCUUUUUUUUAUUUUAUAGGAAACCAUUGCAACACCUGAAAAGAACCCAGAUUUGAUAGAGAAAGCUAAAAUUUACACAUCUCCCAGAAAUGAUUAUGAGGAGGCUGUAAACAAUGCAGCUGUAAAACUUGUCCAGGAAAUUCUGCUCUUGUUUUCCAGACAGGUAUGUUAUGAUACACACAGUACUUGUACAAUGUAGCAGGAGUGCACACUGCAUGCCGUAUAUCCAUGAGGAGAUUUGUGGUUUCAUCUACCAAGGAAAACAUCAUUGCCCAAUUGCCAAAGCAAAUGCCAAGGCAUGUCAGAAAUGCUCUUCAAAAUAUUACCAAUUUUGCCUGAAAACAAGCCUGCCCAGAGAUAUUUGGGGGCCCAGGAAAAAUAGUAUUUGAGCCCCCCUGGGAAAUGAAUUGACAGAACUAUUUUUACACAUACCGGUAUUGUAUUGUUAUUUGGGGGCCCUUUUAGCUAAGGGUCCAGGGCGAAUUGCCCACUUUGCCCCUCCCCCCCUGGGUUGCCCUGCCUGAAAAUAUGCUAAUUUCAAAGACAACAUCAUAAAGUAUAUAUAAUAUUGAAAGUCCCCAAUACAGGGUCUAAUCAAAUCCUUUCUAUCUUCACAUAAUCUCAGCUUAAGUUGUGUAAUGAUACUAAUCAAGCAUGUCUACUAGAUAAUAUUUUUCUUUCUAUUUAUAUGUAGCAGAAUAUUGAAUAUGUCUGAUUGUUAAAAUAACAGCAGGGUGCAAUAAUUCAAUAUUUUUAGCCGUACCUGACUGGUACUCCGACAACUUUUGCCGCGUACCUGGUCUGGUACAAACUUAAGAGUCAAGACGUACCUAAGACUACUUCCGAGUCAUGCGUUUUUAUACCUAUAGUUUACUGGUCCAAAAGCAAAAAAUGUAUGGGCAAUUUUGUACAAAUGAAUCUUUAAUUAUGGUAUUUGUACAACAUAAUACAACAGUUUUCAAAGCGUCGACGUUGUGACUCGAAUGCCAUCGCUCAUUUACAGUGGAUUUACCAAGGGUGCUAACAGUCUGACCUCAGCUACAUACAGUGUAGUUUUCCUCAUUGGGCCUAAAAAAUACCUGUGGCUGUGGUUCCGGUUUCAUAUCGCGAAAAAAUUAGGAUAGGUAGGUCGGAAAUAAAAAUUUUUUAAAAAUAUUUUUUUCAUGGUUUUGGCAUUAUCGGCGUUUGACGAUAACGAUUCUAAAAUCGCUCACCCGAGCGAUUUUUUUUCAGUCUGACGAUGACGAUAAAUUUUUUGAUCAAGCGCAAAGAUAACCUUUUGGCUUUUUUCAUCCCAAAAUAUGUCGGAUGCGUGGAAUUUACAUGUACAGCUAAAGUUCUUCACAGUUUUGAAUACUUUGGCAGGUCUGCUAGUUAUUGCUAGAAGGAAAAUGUAAGUACGCGAAUAGCAAAUUUCCGCGUACCUACUUGGUACUUGCCUAAAAACAAAGAAGUACCAGACCAUAAAUUUGGUGUACCUCCGGUACGUUGGUACGCGAAUUAUCGCACCCUGUAACAGGACGCUGGGUUUACUUGGGCGACUAUUGAUGCCUCAAAGCAUUAUGAGAGCAUUUGUGACAAAACACAAAACAAAAGCGAAUUUAUGACUUUGCAGGCUAUAUAUCACACCCAAGUAACAAGCUCAAGGUUAAUCAUAUUUUGUUUUGAACUGGUUGCUGAGAAUUUUGCAGGAGUUUAAAAUCUGACAAUGCAUGGUGCAGAUUGGGUUUCACAGUCAGGCAUGUUAACUAAUUUUGAGGUUCCAAUAAAUUUCCAACCAAAAUAGAGGCAACCAGCAUGAACCUGUAUAUAAAUGAACAAAUUGUGAGCAAUUUUGGUUAUAAACUGCAUCAAAAUCUUUCUUAUUAAAUAUUAACUUUUCAUUUUGCAUUUUUUCAUAACAUAUAAUCCACUUUAACCGAAAUUAUCGUAUGGAUCCAUUGGCAAUACUGUGAAAUAUAUGUGUACUCAUGCAGUAUAUGUGCCAAAGUUCAUGCUUUUACUGCAAAACCCACAUUUGGUGCACAAAUACCCAGAUAAAAUCAUCUGGGUUUCUCGAUAUAGAAUCCAAUGUUCCCCAUAUCUAAUUAUUUAUAUCACAUGAACUCAUCAUACAUAAAACUUUGUUUGUAGGUGAGUUGUAUCUAAAAGCAAAAGAAAUGGUUCGAGAAGGCGGCUAUAAAUUCAAGAAAGGCUAUUCCAGAUCAAAGGGUCUAAGAAAGCUAUAGAAGACCUGAAACUACUGCUUAAAAGUCUUGAAGAUCAGUUGCGUUUUAAACAAAUGCGCAUAACCAAGGCAAAAGCUAUCAAUGAUUUUAAAGUAGCUGACCAACUAAUGGAUGAAGUUAGGAAUCUACUUAGAGAGAAAACGGAUUGCGACAAACAAUUGUUAGCUCUUGAGAAGAAGUCGUCCAAGUCUGAAUGGUACCGUAAAAGAGCUCACUCUAAAAGUACAGCACAUGAAUUUAAAGAUGGAAGUUCUCUAUCGGAGCCAGAAGGAAGCCAAAAUAAGAUCGCAAAAUUUUUUAAAGGCAACGGAAAUGUUGCAAGCACUUCCACAUUGACUGCUACAACAGAUGAUGUUGCAAGGCAAGAAAAAGCAGAUAAACCAGUAGACAGAGUUAUCAGCAUUGAUCAUUCUCCUCAAAGUGAUGAUACGUUGAUUGUGUCUGACAGUUCUGAACCAGAAUUGUCUUUUUAG
Paramuricea clavata is the source of this 3537-nucleotide messenger RNA. Lineage: Eukaryota; Metazoa; Cnidaria; Anthozoa; Malacalcyonacea; Plexauridae. The record is from the annotation of a GenBank genome assembly.